GUGGAUGUUGUUUCCUUUCUUUGGUGGUUUGGUUUGGUUGGGUCAAACAAACUCAAACAGACAUGCCGCUAGCUGCAUUAUAAAUUGACUACGAGUAGAGUAGUGAGGAGGAGUAGAUUUCAAAUUAUUUGUCCCAAACCCAACCCCCCAGGCCCCAAGCCCAACGGUAGCAAGCAGCAAUGCGGCGGAUGCUGCUGCUGUUGCUGCUGCUUCCGGCGGCGGCGGCGGCUGUGUCCCUCCCUCCGUCGAACAAGGUGGUGUUCAUCCUGGGAGGGCAGUCGAACAUGGCGGGGCGCGGGGGCGUGGUGGGGUCCCACUGGGACGGCAUGGUUCCCCCGGAGUGCGCCCCCAACCCCUCCAUCCUCCGCCUCUCCCCGCAGCUCCGAUGGGAGGAGGCCCACGAGCCGCUCCACAACGGCAUCGACUCCAACCGCACCUGCGGCGUCGGUCCCGGGAUGUCCUUCGCUAACGCCCUCCUUCGCUCCGGCCAGUUCCCUGUCAUCGGCCUCGUCCCCUGCGCCGUCGGCGGCACCAGGAUGGCCGACUGGGCCAAGGGCACCGACCUCUACUCCGAUCUCGUCCGCCGCUCCAGGGUCGCCCUCGAGACCGGCGGCCGCAUCGGCGCUGUCCUCUGGUACCAGGGGGAGAGCGACACCGUGCGCUGGGCCGACGCCAACGAGUACGCCCGCCGGAUGGCCAUGCUCGUCCGCAACCUGCGCGCCGAUCUCGCCAUGCCACACCUUCUCCUCAUCCAGGUAGGACUAGCAUCAGGGCUUGGGCAAUAUACUGAAGUAGUAAGGGAAGCUCAGAAAGGGAUCAAACUUCGAAACGUGAGAUUUGUUGAUGCAAAGGGUUUGCCACUAGAAGAUGGCCAUCUGCACCUUAGCACCCAAGCGCAAGUCCAGCUUGGACAUAUGUUGGCUCAAGCCUAUUUGAACUAUGGGCAUGCACAUUCUCAAUCCCCUAUAUCAUGGUGGCUGCAAAUUAUGUUGGCAUGCUGCUUCAUAUUUCUCUGACGGGAACCGUGCACAUGUAUGAUCAUGCCAGACAGAGGAGCUGAAGAAGAAACUGGUAGGCCUUUUGCACAUAAUCAUAUACCAACACACACACAACACAAGCAUUUUGACGUGAUGCUGUUAGAAGAUUCACUUUGUGUAAAGUAAAGCAGACUAAACAUUCACAAAUUCUUUCCCAGACAGGUGAUAGAUCAGUUCCAUACACUAUACACGAUUUUCUCCCUCUCAUUACAUAUAUAAAAAUCCUAGUCUCAGUGUAUUUUGUGCUCUUCAACAUUAAUUGUUACCAUUUGGCACGUCCAAAUUAGGAGUUGGCUCAAGUGUACAAUGCAUCAGUGCUGGUUCAUGCUGGUGCGUAACUCUAACAACAUUACAUGAACAGCAAAAACUGAUACAUCUGUGAAUAUAUGCACUCAAUACAUAGCGAGUAAGCUAUAUAUGCUAACAUACAUUGAAAUUAAAGAAGCGGUUGAGAGAGAGAAACUAUAUCAUGCUACUUUAGGUAUAAAACUAGUGUUUUGCUUGGAUUGAUGUGGAGCUGCAUAUAUUUUUCGGCAUAGUACCCAGCCACUGUAAACUUGCGCUUGAGUUAAAUAUAUAUACUCCGGCCGUAUUACUAAUAUGAGUCAAAAGAGAACGUUCAAUCUCGAGGGCAUACUAAGAUGCAGAAAAAAAUAUUCGAUUUUAUAUGGAGAAAAAUAAUAUGAAUUUUAUGUGGAUCAUACAAAGGAAGAUACCAAAUAAUAAUAACUGGGGACCAUUACAAGCACACCACCUUGAGUAGAGGAACAUUUUGUCCCUAGUCAGUUGAGUGUCAGGAUGGUACCAAAAAAAAAAAA
Oryza sativa Japonica Group (Japanese rice) is the source of this 1855-nucleotide messenger RNA. Its product is annotated as probable carbohydrate esterase At4g34215. Lineage: Eukaryota; Viridiplantae; Streptophyta; Magnoliopsida; Poales; Poaceae. The record is from RefSeq and is a predicted model, not a curated record.